AUGGCGGUCUGUACUUAUAACGCACUUACGCUUGCAUCGGAAGCGGCCAUCCAAGGUCUGAUGAUGCAGGCCAAGAAGAUCAAGUACGACGUCAUCGGACUGACCGAGACGAGACGACGUCACCCUCUCAACGCCGUAUAUGAAACUGGAGAAGAACUGUUCUUAGGAACAUGCGACAGUAGAGGUGUUGGUGGAGUUGGCGUCCUCGUCAACACGAGUAUGGCAAAGAACAUCGACUCUUUUGAACAACUUACGACCGGAAUCGGACGUCUGCGGAUGAGAAGAUGUGGCCCAACACCAGCUUUGGCUAUCUUCGUCCCUUACGUUCCAACAUCAAGCUACGAAGAAGAAGAAGUCGAAGCUUUCUAUAUGGACCUGGAGAAGUUCUACCGAGAAGACCAUGCCUUCUACAAGGUCAUAAUUGGCGAUUUCAACGCCAAGGUUGGCCCAAGAAGAACGCCUGAAGAACUUCACAUCGGGACCCACGGCCUACAAUGGAAUGACCAGAGGGAGAGGCUCUCCGAGUUCAUCAUGACGACUAAGACCAUCCAUGGGAACUCGCAAUUCCAGAAGCCCUCCUCUCUACGCUAG
Molecule: messenger RNA, 591 nt
Organism: Necator americanus (New World hookworm)
Lineage: Eukaryota; Metazoa; Nematoda; Chromadorea; Rhabditida; Ancylostomatidae
Exons: 1
Coding region: 1-591 (196 amino acids)
Molecular function (GO): catalytic activity
Source: RefSeq, a predicted model, not a curated record